AUGGCGGUCGACUCCGAGCCAAGACCAACGAAUGCAUCUGUCGCGGAAAAAUCGCAGCAGCUGUACCAAGGAGCCAAGGCAGAGGAUUACCAAAAUGGUACUGAGAAGACCCAUGUCGCCUCCUCUGUCACUAGCGAUGGUUAUUCCGACAUUGAUGGGCUUGCGGACAAAUUUCGCGGCCAUCUUGUCAUCCCUGUCAUCAGCAAGUCUCCAGAGGCUUCUCCAUGGACGGCUCUAGUCCCGGGGAGCACAAUUACAGAAAACGGCAUCUCCGUCGACAACAUCAACGACUGCAUUUCGUCAAAAGAUACCUGGCGCGCCGGUGAUGUCGUGCUGGACGGUCUUACAGUGAGAGCCGUCAUUGGGCCACGCGGUCUUCUCCUCACACAGCAAUCCGACCAGUCGCACCAGAAUACCUCGGUACACCUCGAUGAAAGUGGCUCCUCAGCCAAUGUCUCUUUGAUGGUUCAGCCAGACGGCACAUUGGAGGUGCACAAGACAUGCUCGCACGACGGCAUUGACGAGAACGGGCGGCCCUGGCUGGAGCGCCAGAACAGGUUUCUGGAGACAAGUAUCGCUGUGAAAGAAACUGACAUCUUUGUCAAGCCUCUCAAAUUCACGGCAAAUGACGAAACAUUCUCCAUCGACUUUCCCUACCUGGCCAGCCAGACUCUGGCACAACUCGCCAUGGCAGGCAUGGGGGGCAACUUGCUGCUGGACACGACAAGCGAGCUUCUGGGUGAAAUGGCCCAAAAGGUCUGGCCAAAAACUGCGACGGAGGCGCCAAAGGACUUUAUCGAAAAGGCGCACUUUGAUAGAAUCGACAGACGCGUGGCGAUUGCCCGUGCCGCCGUGCCCGAGCUAGGCGCCAUCAUCGACAGUCGCGAGGUUGUUCUCAACGGCCGAACCCUUCUGGGAUUUCACUCCGUCAUGGAACAGUUGCGCAGCCAUCCCGCCAUUGAAGCCAUUUCUCCAACUUUAAUAGGGGAGAUCCAUGGCGACCUGAAUCUCCACAACAUUCUGUGCUGCGUCGGCCCGUCGGCCAACCGGCCAGUUGCGCUGAUUGAUCCGCGAGGCGUGCACCUGCUCAGCGACUUUGCCAAGACGCGGGACUUUGAGCCUGGCGACUACGCGUACGAGCUUUCUAAGCUAAAGUUUUCGCUCUCGGCGUUUUCCGAGAUACGGCAUGGCUUUUUAAAGCUGCAGGGCCAGGGCACUGACUUUAGGAUAAGCUUCGAUCACCACUCCGGCUCCGACACCAUGAGACAGGCCGACGCGGGCUUCUUUGAUGCGCUGUCAUCAAAAGCGGAAUUUAUGAAAUGGGUCAACAUGGUUGAGCCCGCGGGAUUUGACGCUCUGCGGAAGCGCGUCUUGCUGGGCGAGGCUGCCAACUUUGUUGCCGACGCUGCCUGCGCAUUAGGCCGCGACACUGUGCACGAGGUGAUUCCGCUUUUCCUGAUUGGCUUGGAUAAGCUCAACAGUGUCUUGGCCACUCUAAAUGAUACUAUUUCUGAACACAAGUUGGACGACUGGUUCGCAAGCAGCGGCGAGCAGGACACUACGGCGGGUAUCCGCGCAGUGCAACAGUCGCUGCUCAAGUCUCGCGUCGCGGAGCCUCUGUGGGAUGUGUUGGAGAUUCUAGUGCCAGCCAACCAGAUGGCUACUGCAAGGGAUCUGCUCCCGCGUCUACGAGGUAAAUGUUUCCCCCUGCAUAUGGGCAUUUACAGCUCCUCUCUGCCAAUAUCGGACCUGAAAUUUCCCUGUAUUGUGCUUCAUGGUCUGGCAGAGGAGAAGGGCUCAACAGAUGCGGUACUUUCCGGUAUAUUGCAGGCCAACGCUUUCUUUGACGCUUCUGGGAUAUCGGAGAAGGAAAAAAGUGCGCUGCGAAUCAUCUCUGUACAGGCCACUGGUGAUGAUUCCACCUCGUUCGGGCGACAGGGCAGCAAGCUUUUCGCCCCUGGUCCUUGGGGCGCUUCGCCGCUCGAGCUGGUUCUACUCACUUGCCAACAGUUUCAUUUCGGAAGAGGUGGGCGUUGGAUCGUGGAUGACGCAUCUUGUUUUGUAUUGAGCAAGGAGCUCCAAGCGCCAACCGCCGAUGUUUGCGUACUUACUUGCGCGCCCAACGCAGACGACGUAUUGCGACCUGCUCAAGCUGCAUUGCAAAAGGCCUUGGGUAAGAGUGGCCUUGACGCUUCAUCGACGCAGAACUCUCUUCCAACACCAACUGUGCUGCCGGUCAUGUUCCUCUCGACAGAGGCAGCCAAUGCAUUGACACAGAUUGCCAAGCAAAGCGUGCAAUGCAAAGGAAGCUUACUCACAGAUAUUGUGUUUUCGUCAAAGAUGGACAAGGGCUCGUGGACGGAGCUUUAUAGCGCCAUGGGCUUGGGGGGCGACGUCGCAGCGGCGUGGGAAGCCGCGCAGAAGCUGUCGGCCGCUAUUGAUGCCGAAGCUGAGUUUGUCUCGGGUGGGGACAAGGUGGCCAUCUACAGGUUUGGCUCGCUGGAAGAGUACAAGUCAUUAAUUGAAAAGGCAAAGAGCGACCCUGACAUGAACAGCCUAGCAUUCCUGGCUGCUACUCUAGCUUGGCGGGAGCAGUGGGCGAUUGGCGAGUGA
Messenger RNA from Beauveria bassiana ARSEF 2860, 2613 nucleotides. RefSeq lists its product as uncharacterized. The coding region runs from base 1 to 2613 and encodes 870 amino acids. The transcript has a single exon. Lineage: Eukaryota; Fungi; Ascomycota; Sordariomycetes; Hypocreales; Cordycipitaceae. The record is from RefSeq and is a predicted model, not a curated record.